AUGGGCGCACCUGGGCCAGACUCAUGGGUGUUCGCGGUCGCCGACAGCUCCAGGUACAGCACGCGCUCGCGGCUGCUGCUCACGGGGCUCGCCAUGGCGAUCGGCGUCCUCACCCUCCUCCUCUACCUCGCCGUCUCCUACGCCCGCCGCCGUCCGGGUGCGGAGGACCACGAGGCCGGCGGCAUCAGCGACGCCGCCGUCAUCGCAGUGGCCGACGCGCAGUCUGCGCCGAUGGACUGCGCGGUGUGCCUCGGGCAGGUGGAGGCCGGCGAGAAGCUGCGCCGGCUCCCCAGGUGCGGCCAUCUCUUCCACGCCGACUGCGUCCACGCCUGGCUGCAAGCGCACUCCACCUGCCCCAUGUGCCGCGCCGCCACAAAUUCCUCCAACAAGGACGGCACCACCACGGCGGCGGCGGCAACAGCAGCGCUGCCACCAGGCGUCACCGGAGGCUCGGUGCCGCCAGCUGCCUUGGAAAUAGUGAAUGGAACAACACGACUGCAGAAUAGCCACAGUGAUUGA
Molecule: messenger RNA, 519 nt
Organism: Triticum aestivum (bread wheat)
Lineage: Eukaryota; Viridiplantae; Streptophyta; Magnoliopsida; Poales; Poaceae
Product: RING-H2 finger protein ATL32-like
Exons: 1
Coding region: 1-519 (172 amino acids)
Source: RefSeq, a predicted model, not a curated record